Molecule: messenger RNA, 987 nt
Organism: Nicotiana attenuata
Lineage: Eukaryota; Viridiplantae; Streptophyta; Magnoliopsida; Solanales; Solanaceae
Product: PTI1-like tyrosine-protein kinase At3g15890
Exons: 2
Biological process (GO): protein phosphorylation
Cellular component (GO): plasma membrane
Molecular function (GO): protein kinase activity; ATP binding
Source: RefSeq, a predicted model, not a curated record
UUUUCCCCUUUAAUUGUUCAGAUAGCAGUUAAAAGGCUAAAGGCGAUGAGUGCAAAAGCAGAAAUGGAGUUUGCAAUAGAAGUGGAAAUACUUGGAAGGGUGAGACAUAAGAAUUUAUUAGGUUUAAGAGGAUUUUAUGCAGGCGAGGAUGAAAGGCUUAUAGUUUAUGACUAUAUGCCUAAUCACAGCUUGAUCACCCAUUUGCAUGGCCAACUUGCUGCUGAUUGUCUUCUGGAUUGGCCUCGACGAAUGAGGGUUGCUAUUGGAUCUGCCGAGGGAUUAUGUUACUUGCACCAUGAAGCAAAUCCCCAUAUCAUACAUAGAGACAUAAAGGCAAGCAAUGUGCUCUUAGAUUCAAAUUUCCAAGCAAAAGUCGCAGAUUUUGGAUUUGCUAAGUUGAUACCUGAUGGUGUUACUCAUCUAACAACAAGAGUUAAAGGAACCCUAGGGUACUUAGCACCUGAAUAUGCCAUGUGGGGAAAAGUCUCUGAGAGUUGUGAUGUCUAUAGCUUUGGAAUAUUACUUGUUGAGAUAAUUAGUGGUCGAAAACCUUUAGAGAAACUUCCUAAUGGUGUUAAACGUGACAUUGUGCAAUGGGCACUUCCGUAUCUCCAAAAGGGUGACUUUAAUCACAUUGCUGACCCUAGGCUCAAAGGAAAGUUCAAUCGAGAACAAUUGAAAAAUACAAUCUUGAUUGCAAUGAAAUGCACUGAUGGAAAUCCUGAAAAUAGGCCAACCAUGUUAGAAGUUGUGGAUUGGCUCAAGGGUGGGGUGGAAAAGAGGAAGAAAGAGAUCAAAAUAGUGAAGAAUGAUGAUGAUGAAAACGAGAGCGAUGACGACUAUGUUGAUGAUAUUGAGACUGACUAUGAAGAUUAUGCUAAGAAAAAAAGCAAGCCAAGGCUACCCAUUUCGGAGUCGAAUAAGAGGAAAUAAAUCUCCAACAAUCUUGUAAUUGUUCCGAAUUAUUGAACUGUAUAUUUUAGUGUG